Lichtheimia ornata is the source of this 3525-nucleotide messenger RNA. RefSeq lists its product as uncharacterized. Lineage: Eukaryota; Fungi; Mucoromycota; Mucoromycetes; Mucorales; Lichtheimiaceae. The record is from RefSeq and is a predicted model, not a curated record. Bases 1 to 3525 code for a protein of 1174 amino acids. Gene Ontology annotation, biological process: acetyl-CoA biosynthetic process; fatty acid biosynthetic process; tricarboxylic acid cycle. The transcript is spliced from 3 exons. Gene Ontology annotation, molecular function: ATP citrate synthase activity. Gene Ontology annotation, cellular component: cytosol.
AUGUCUGCCAAGGCUAUCCGAGAGUAUGACGGAAAGUUGCUGUUGGCAUAUCACUUGCUCCGUGCACCUUUAGUGUCUGAACAAGCUUCUGCCUCCUUGUUCACGCCUGCCGCCACCAAAUUGGCUCAAGUCAAGAUUGACACGUCUCUUACGGGUGCUGCUUUUGACUCAGCCUUGAAGCAACAACUUGAUACUUUGGAGCAAACUCAACCUUGGCUAUUGACUGAUAAGUUGGUUGCCAAGCCCGAUCAACUUAUUAAGCGUCGUGGCAAACACGGUUUGCUUACUCUCAACAAGUCAUGGCCUGAAGCAAGACAAUGGAUUGAGGAACGUGCUGCUAAGGAAAUUCAGAUCGAACGCACAUCUGGCAUCUUGAAGACGUUCCUUGUUGAGCCAUUCACUCCACACCCCGCCAACACUGAAUAUUACGUGUGUAUCAACUCUGUGCGUGAGGGUGACUACAUUUUGUUUACACACGAAGGUGGUAUCGAUAUUGGUGAUGUUGAUGCCAAGGCUCUCAAGUUGCUUGUCAAGGUGGAUGAACCUUUCCCUUCGCCUGAAGAAGUCAAGAAUACCUUGCUUAAGGAUGUCCCAGAAUUUAAGCGUGAUGUCUUGGUUGACUUCAUUACUCGCUUGUACUCUGUUUAUGUGGACUUGCACUUUACAUACCUUGAAAUCAACCCAUUGGUGGUGACCGAUCCUGUUGAAGGUCAAACUCCUCAAGUCAUGUAUUUGGAUUUGGCUGCCAAGUUGGAUCAAACGGCUGAAUUCGAAGCUGGACCCAAGUGGGCUAUUGCACGCGCACCCCAAAAUGCAGGUAUCCCCGCAUCUGCUGCUGGUCAACAACAUGCCGAUCAAGGCCCACCUAUGGAAUUCCCCGCUCCUUUUGGUCGUGAAUUAAGCAAGGAAGAAGCUUACAUUCAAGAACUUGAUGGCAAGACUGGUGCCUCUCUUAAGCUUACCAUCCUUAAUGGCAAGGGCCGUAUUUGGACUAUGGUUGCUGGUGGUGGUGCCUCUGUUGUUUACUCUGAUGCCAUCGCUGCCCUUGGCUAUGCUGAUGAGCUUGCCAACUAUGGUGAAUACUCUGGUGCCCCUACUGAGACCCAAACUUACGAGUAUGCAAAGACCAUUCUUGAUUUGAUGACGCGUGGUGAUGCUCAUCCCGAAGGCAAAUUGCUCUUUAUUGGUGGUGGUAUUGCCAACUUUACCAACGUUGCUACUACUUUCAAGGGCAUCAUUCGUGCCUUGACCGAUUUCAAGCAAGCUCUUAUCAACCACAAGGUUCGCAUCUUUAUUCGUCGUGGUGGUCCUAACUAUCAAGAAGGUUUGCGUGCUAUGCGUCAAUUGGGUGAUUCGCUUGGUGUUGAAAUUCAAGUGUUUGGUCCUGAAACCCAUAUCACCGAAAUCGUUCCUCUUGCUUUGAUUGGCCAACCCAGCGAUAACCAAAAGGCUAACAAUGGUGCAUCCUCUGCCUCUUCUGGUAACUUGUUCCAAGACCAAAUCUUUGGUGGUGAUAGUGGUGCCAACACACCCUCUGGUCGUCGUAGCCCCAAGCUCAAGAUUGCCGAUGAAACCCCUUCAGGUGAAAGCCGUAUGGAAUACUUUGGCACUGCACGUGAAGCUGAAAGUGCUGAAUGGUAUCGUCCUUUCACUUUCCGCACUCGCGCUAUUGUGUAUGGUAUGCAGCCUCGUGCCGUACAAGGUAUGCUCGACUUUGAUUUCAUGUGCAAGCGUGAGACUCCCUCUGUUGCUGCUAUGGUGUAUCCAUUUGGUGGUUCGCAUGUCCAAAAGUUCUAUUGGGGUACCAAGGAAACUCUUAUCCCAGUAUUUACAUCGCUCAAGGAGGCUGCUGAACAAUUCUCUGACGCCGAUGUUGUCGUCAACUUUGCUUCUUGCCGUUCCGUGUUCGACUCUACUCGUGAAAUUUUGAGCUUCCCUCAAUUCAAGACCAUUGCUAUCAUUGCUGAAGGUGUACCUGAACGUCGUGCUCGUCAAUUGCUUCAUGAAGCUGAACGUCGUAAGGUGCUUGUCAUUGGUCCUGCCACUGUUGGUGGUAUCAAGCCUGGUUGCUUCAAGAUUGGUAACACUGGUGGUAUGAUGGAUAACAUUGUUGCUUCCAAAUUGUAUCGCCCUGGUUCCGUUGGCUAUGUCAGCAAGUCCGGUGGUAUGUCCAACGAGCUCAACAACAUCAUUUCUCGUACCACUGAUGGUGUCUAUGAGGGUGUUGCUAUUGGUGGUGAUCGUUAUCCUGGUUCCACUUUCAUUGACCACUUGUUGCGUUAUGAGAACGACCCCAACUGCAAGAUGCUUGUUCUUCUUGGUGAGGUUGGUGGUGUUGAAGAAUACCGUGUCAUCGAAGCUGUGAAGAAUGGCACCAUCAAGAAGCCCAUUGUUGCCUGGUGUAUCGGUACUUGUGCCAAGAUGUUUACCACGGAUGUCCAAUUUGGUCACGCUGGUGCUCUUGCCAACUCUGAUCUUGAGACCGCUGAUGCCAAGAACAAGGCUAUGCGUGCUGCUGGUAUCAUUGUGCCCGAGACUUUUGAAAAGAUGCCUCAAGCUCUUGCUGAUGCCUAUGACAAGCUUGUCAAGGAAGGUGCUGUUGUUCCUGCCGCUGAGCCUGAAAUCCCCAAGAUCCCUAUUGAUUACUCUUGGGCUCAAGAACUUGGCCUUGUCCGUAAGCCUGCCAGCUUUGUUUCCACCAUUGUCGAUGAUCGUGGUCAAGAAUUGUUGUAUGCUGGUAUGCGUAUCACUGAUGUAUUCAAGGAGGAUAUUGGUAUUGGUGGUGUCUUGUCGUUGCUUUGGUUCAAGCGUCGUCUUCCCGAUUAUGCAUGCAAGUUCAUUGAGAUGGUCCUUAUGCUCACUGCUGAUCACGGCCCAGCUGUCUCUGGUGCUAUGAACACUAUCAUUACCACUCGUGCUGGCAAGGAUCUUAUUUCCUCGUUGGUUGCUGGUCUUUUGACUAUUGGUGAACGUUUCGGUGGUGCUUUGGAUGGUGCUGCUACCAACUUUACUCGUGCUUAUGAUAGUGGUUUGACUCCUCGUGAAUUUGUCACAAGCAUGCGUAAGGCCAACAAGCUUAUUCCUGGUAUUGGUCACAAGAUCAAGUCGCGUUCCAACCCCGAUAUGCGUGUUGAGCUUGUCAAGGACUAUGUCAAGAAGCACUUCCCAUCCUCUCCUAUUCUCGACUUUGCUCUUAAGGUUGAAGAGAUCACCACUAGCAAGAAGGACAACUUGAUCCUCAACGUUGAUGGUUGUAUUGCUGUCUCCUUUGUCGAUUUGCUUCGUGACUCUGGUGCCUUCACUCGUGAAGAGGCUGAAGAGUACAUGCGCAUUGGUACCCUCAAUGGUCUCUUUGUCUUGGGUCGUUCGCUUGGUUUCAUUGGUCACCAUCUUGAUCAAAAGCGUCUUAAGCAAGGUCUUUACCGCCAUCCUUGGGAUGACAUUUCUUAUCUUUUGCCUUCCCUUGAUCCUUCCACUCUUGACCCUCGUCGUGUCAAUGCUCGUGUCAAUGUUCAACCCAAGUAA